UUUGGCAAUCAAUCCAAAUGGCAACAACACAACGCAUACACAGAUAAAGCAACCCAAUAAUUUCUCUCCACUUUCCUUCCACUAGCAGCCAUAAAAAAAAAACACUGUCACAAAAAACAAGAAAGAGCAAGGAAACCACACCAAUGGAGUGGAUGAUGCGAAAGACCAAGACCAAGACGAAGAAAAAGCCGCCUCGAUUGGAGCGACUCAACGCCAAAAAAAACAUCAAUUACCAACUCCCCACCACCACCGCCGCCGCCGCCGCCAUCCCGUCUCCAUCUCCAUCUCCAUCUCCCUCCGAUGAAGAAACCAGUCUCCGUGUAUUAGGAAUCGACGGCGAAUUCGACCGCAUCUUUCAGAGCUUGGGCCUUUCUGGUCCUGAGGAUUUCUCUAUCCCAACACAAGAUUGGGAAGCUCGAAAGGUUCGCUCUUCCAACGUUGGUUCAAUUUCAGUUUCUGAGGAUUCUGCUGUUGUGAUUGUUAGGGAUUCGCCUUCUUCUUCAGGGGAACAUAAUGUUAGGGGUGUUGUUGAUCCGCUCAGAAACGGUGAAAGGAGUGUGCUUUUUACCGAUUCUGGUUCUUUCACUACUUCACAUGAUUAUGAUAGUGAUGGUGGUGGGGAGAGAACGGUGUUUCCUUAUGGGUGGCUUAAACCCACUUUUUCUUCGUGGCAAAAGGGUACCAUUCUCGGAAAGGGUUCUUUUGGAACGGUUUAUGAAUGCCUCACCGACGAUGGAAACUUUUAUGCGGUGAAAGAGGUGUCUUUGUUGGAUGAUGGUCACCAGGGGAGACAAAGCAUUUUCCAACUUCAGCAGGAAAUAUCUCUUUUGAGUAGGUUUCAACAUGAGAACAUAGUUCGAUAUUAUGGCUCAGACAAGAAUGAAAGCACACUGUAUAUAUUCCUUGAGCUUGUGUCAAAAGGGUCAUUGGCCAGUCUUUAUCAAAGCUAUCACCUAAAUGAUUCUCAAGUUUCUGCAUACACAAGACAGAUUUUAUAUGGCUUGAAGUAUCUUCAUGAAAAUGAUGUGGUCCACAGGGAUAUCAAGUGUUCUAAUAUACUGGUUGAUGUAAAUGGUUCGGUCAAGCUUGCAGAUUUUGGGUUGGCAAAGGCAACAAAAUUAAAUGAUGUUAAAUCAAGCAAAGGCUCCCCAUACUGGAUGGCUCCCGAGGUUGUUAACUUAAGAAACCAAGGUUACGGGCUAGCGGCUGAUAUAUGGAGCUUAGGAUGCACGGUUUUAGAGAUGUUGACGAGGCAGCCACCUUACUCUGAAUUAGAAGGAAUGCAAGCAAUAUUUCGGAUUGGUCGGGGUGAACUUCCACCGAUUCCUGAAUCUCUAUCUAAUGAUGCCCGAGAUUUCAUUCUUAAAUGCUUACAAGUUAACCCAAGUAAACGGCCUACUGCAGCUCAGCUAUCAAAUCAUCCAUUUCUAAGGAGACGAUUAAGCGCAGGUUCUCCACGUGUUAAUAGUAUUGUUCAGCCAUAAGUGCUCUUGAUCACUUCCUAUGUUGGCACUGAGAAGGUCAAAUUUAUCCCCUAUUUCUCAAGUUAAUCCUUACACAUCUUGAGUUUAGAUCGGUGAAAAUAUCCAUGAAAUAGCAUGGGUUUGCACAAUAUGUACUGGAGUUGGACCUCAAGACUCACUGGUUUGCUUAUCUCUAUCACCUCCUGUGUUGGACCACCAUGCCAAUCCCAUGCUGAAAAUAGUUUCAUCAAAAGGCAAGAGUGCAUUAACAAAAGCAAGAGUUCCAGGAUGCUAAAUUUUCACCUUUAUGUCACACAAGAAGAAGCAAUGGCUCCUUAUCUUGCAGUAAGGAACUUCUUAUGACUGGAGGGGGGAAUCGGAGAAGUAAAGAGGAGAUACUCUUCAAUUCCAAUCAAGUGCUCUUUCCUGUAGUAUGCAGUCAAAAGGAGAUUGCAAAUUUGCAAUGAGCCUGCACAAUUGGUCAUUUGGAACAGAGUUGUCGAAACAUGCAGUCAUAUCACUUCUACCGCUGCUUUUCAAGUCAUAAUUCCAAUCCUAAAGCAAUGGUUAUUGCAUUAUCUGCCCAUAUACUCACUUGAUCCAAUCAGGGCUCAUACUCUUGGAAUUGUUAUUGCAUGGAAAUUCUACAUUCACUAGUAUUGCAAAGCGGUUGCUGAUAUUUGGUUUUGGUCAUGAAAGAUGCUGCAGCUAGUGUACAAAUGUUGUGUUAUCUAUGCCAUUAGAGUGCGAAGUUGUACAUGAGUUUUUGUGUGCAGUUAAACUGUAUAUAAUUACCGCACUGUUUUUUUCUAGGAAACUACAAUAAUUUUAUCUAGUUUGUUUUUAUUUUGUGAAUUGAUUCUUGUAUCUUUAGAAUGCAAAAAGUGUUCUCUCUAAUGUAGGUGAACCUUAACUCAUUUGUUGGAGGUGGCGUUGUACUCUGGCUAUAUUGCUCAAAA
Vicia villosa (hairy vetch) is the source of this 2422-nucleotide messenger RNA. Its product is annotated as mitogen-activated protein kinase kinase kinase 1-like. Gene Ontology annotation, molecular function: protein kinase activity; ATP binding. NCBI's taxonomy places the organism in Eukaryota, Viridiplantae, Streptophyta, Magnoliopsida, Fabales, Fabaceae. The coding region runs from base 144 to 1484 and encodes 446 amino acids. Gene Ontology annotation, biological process: protein phosphorylation. The transcript is spliced from 8 exons. The record is from RefSeq and is a predicted model, not a curated record.